Messenger RNA from Pseudovirgaria hyperparasitica, 1318 nucleotides. RefSeq names its product formate dehydrogenase. The record is from RefSeq and is a predicted model, not a curated record. The transcript has 5 exons. Gene Ontology annotation, cellular component: cytosol. Bases 1 to 1236 code for a protein of 411 amino acids. Gene Ontology annotation, molecular function: NAD binding; oxidoreductase activity, acting on the CH-OH group of donors, NAD or NADP as acceptor; formate dehydrogenase (NAD+) activity. NCBI's taxonomy places the organism in Eukaryota, Fungi, Ascomycota, Dothideomycetes, Acrospermales, Acrospermaceae.
AUGGUAUUUGCUCAGUCCUUGUCCCGCCUCGCACGCCCAACCUCCGUGCCCAGCUUCGUCCGGGUUGUCUCACGAUACAAUGCUACCCCUACCUUCCGGGCACAUCCCAACUGUACUGGUAUCAGAACGCUAACAGCUACCUCGCAAAUGCAGGGUAAAGUUUUGUUGGUUCUCUAUGACGGCGGUGUCCAUGCCGAACAGGAGCCUCAAUUGCUCGGAACCACAGAGAACGAGCUCGGCAUUCGAAAGUGGAUUGAAGAGCAAGGUCACACUCUCGUGACUACGUCCGACAAGGAGGGCGAGAACUCCACAUUCGACAAAGAAUUGGUUGAUGCAGAGGUCAUCAUCACGACUCCCUUCCACCCUGGCUAUCUGACCGAGGAACGUCUUGCCAAGGCAAAGAAACUCAAGCUCGCUGUCACUGCCGGUAUUGGAUCUGAUCACGUCGAUCUCAACGCAGCCAACAAACACAACAUCACUGUCGCUGAGGUGACUGGCUCCAACGUCGUCUCAGUCGCUGAACAUGUCGUCAUGACCAUUCUGACCCUCGUCCGCAAUUUCGUUCCCGCUCACGAACAGGUCGCCCGUGGUGACUGGAACGUCGCCGAAGUUGCAAAGAACGAGUAUGAUCUCGAGGGUAAGGUCGUUGGUACCGUGGCUGUAGGCCGUAUCGGUGAGCGUGUCCUGCGCAGAUUGAAGCCCUUCGACUGUAAGGAGCUCUUAUACUUCGACUACCAGGCCCUAUCUCCUGAGAAGGAGAAGGAAAUUGGCUGCAGGCGUGUCGAGACUCUCGAGGAGAUGCUGGGUCAGUGUGAUGUAGUUACCAUCAACUGUCCCCUCCACGAGAAGACUCGUGGUCUCUUUAACAAGGAACUUCUUUCCAAGAUGAAGAAGGGCUCAUGGCUGGUGAACACUGCUCGUGGUGCCAUCGUUGUCAAGGAGGAUGUUGCCGAGGCUCUCAAGAAUGGUCAACUUCGUGGCUACGGAGGUGAUGUUUGGUUCCCGCAACCGGCACCCAAGGACCACCCUCUUCGAUACGCACAGAAUGCAUGGGGUGGCGGUAACGCCAUGGUUCCCCACAUGUCUGGUACUUCCAUUGACGCUCAGAAGCGUUACGCUGCCGGCACCAAAGCUAUCCUCGAUUCUUAUUUCUCGGGCCGUCUCGAUUACAGGCCUGAGGAUCUGAUUGUACACGCUGGUGACUAUGCUACGAAGGCAUAUGGACAGAGAAAGUAGAUAUCUCAAUUGGUCCGUUGGAACGGAAAAAUGUUGGUUGAUCAUAUGUUCGGGUCGGUCAAUCGCCAGAACGGAAGCAUUC